Molecule: messenger RNA, 1923 nt
Organism: Sporothrix brasiliensis 5110
Lineage: Eukaryota; Fungi; Ascomycota; Sordariomycetes; Ophiostomatales; Ophiostomataceae
Exons: 2
Coding region: 1-1923 (640 amino acids)
Source: RefSeq, a predicted model, not a curated record
AUGUCGUCAUCCAAACGUGAAGUAUUUGACUCGGACGACGACGGCGACAACCUGAGCCCGCUAAGUAUUCCGCUGGCCAGUCCGCAGUUGUCGCCGCGUCCUUUUUUGCCGUUUGCGACAAUGGCGACAACGGCGACGGCCGCAACGCCAAAUUUGCCGGCUACGAGCACCUCGACAGACCCCUCCUUCUUUCGCGAUGUCUACGAGGAGCAGCGGAGGACUAUCGGAGCGCAAUUGGCGCCACAGCACGCCGAUCUUGACGACAACCACCGUCUUGGCUCCACUGUGAGCGUGUCUGUUGACAAAGGUGGCCGUGAUCCCUGGGCGGUGCCCAGCAGCCCGAUCGAAGUCGCCGGUCAGCAGCGCGGAUCCUACCUGAAGCGGAAACGGGAAGAGGGUGACCGACGACAACAACAACAACAUCAACAGGCCAAGAGGCAAAAGAAUGCCUCGGUUGUUGUGCAGCUCGACGACCUCAGCAGCGGCCAUGCGUCGGAGGCGGCAAAGACCAAGAAGCAGAAGACGGCAGACGAGACCAAUACCGAAGGCAACACAGUCGUCGAGACCAUUUCCAUUCCCCUCGAGCCCUUGACUCCAAGCCGCUUGCACCAGUAUCCGCGACUGCUCAGCAGCAGCAUCAACGACGACGCCCUCGCCGCGGCACACGAUCCAUCUUUGCCGAGGCAGCAUGGCCUCGACCUUGGUCUGGAGACUGCUGGUGCUGCUGUUGGGGCUUCGACUCACAAAGACUCCUGUGAGAAUCGUUUGCCACAACCCGAGGAUGGCACACAAAGUACGAUUGCAUUCACGACACCGAGCCUAUAUAAUUCCUCGGGGCGGCGUGUUCCCGGUAGCAGCAAUAAUAUCACCGGCAACUCCAUCUUGAGGCAGAUCAAAAGCAGCAUGGGUCAUGAUGGGGAUAUUGUCCUAGAGGAGGUUGCAGCAGUCGCCACACAAAAUCCAACGCCGUUGAGGCUGUCCCGCAAAACAGCCGAUGUGGCGCAGAGUGAGGCUGUUCAUGAGUUCGAUGCGUCGUACGACUCGUUAAAGGAAAUGAAGCUCGUGAAAACGAAGACAAAGAAAAAGAGCCCCCAAAAGAAGCCUCUCAAGAAAAAGGCCGUUUUUAUUGCGGCAUCAGACGAUGAAGACGAUGACAAAAACGUUGCUAUGAACCCGCCACCAGCCGACAGUGAAAACGACUUCCCUGACGGCCAUGUCAAGAGCAAAACACCAGGAAAGCGCAAAAGAGGAGCUAAGAAAAGAAUGGAAAAGGCGUCUGUUGAGCUGCGGCUGGAACCCGUUCAACCAAAGCCCAACAACACCAAACGGCCACGAGGUCGACCAAAACGGCAAAAGGCGCCCCCGCCAGAAGAGGAGACCGACGAGGACAUUCUGGCCCAGGGCAUUGUGGAGGACGAGAUGGCCUACGAGUCCGAACAGCCCCUGACGGACACAGACAUGGUCGCACCGGACUCGGAAUCCGACAGCGAAGCCGACUUGCAACCACCUACACCUGUCAAGGCUAAGGGCAAAAGGGGGAAGGCAGGCAAAAAAGCUGUCGCAAAGGAUAAGAAGGGGAGCAAGGCCGGCCGAGGGCGCAGGGCCGCAGGGGUGGACGUUCAGCACAUAAUCAGCCAAGAGGCAGUGGACGAAAAGCCGGUUCUUGGUAAGACCAGUGGCAACACGUCCGCGAUCAGCUCCUUGAAGGCAGAGGCGGUCGAUGCAGGAGACGACCUAAAAGAUCAAAGGACAGCGGUUGCUGCCAAAGAGGAGGAGCCACCUCUUCGAAAUACGCCGGCGCCGGAGCGGGGAUUGCUCAGCACUGGGCUCAACACCACUGCCAGCCAGGGGCGAGUGCCGUACCGAGUUGGCCUCAGCAAGAAGUUUAGGAUUGCGCCGCUCCUCAAGAUGAUACGAAAGUGA